Macadamia integrifolia is the source of this 1625-nucleotide messenger RNA. RefSeq names its product protein FIP1-like. Gene Ontology annotation, cellular component: lysosomal membrane; late endosome. The record is from RefSeq and is a predicted model, not a curated record. Bases 155 to 1222 code for a protein of 355 amino acids. The transcript has 14 exons. Lineage: Eukaryota; Viridiplantae; Streptophyta; Magnoliopsida; Proteales; Proteaceae.
AAAACCCAGAAAGGACUAGCUUUCCUUCAACAAAGAAAAAGGGGUGAAAGAACCAACUGGUCUACGCCUCAGCGUCUCAGCGAUUGCUAUUAACUGCAGAAACAAUAAGAACGAAAUGGCUUAAAGUCUCUUUGUUUUUCGCUACUAACAGAUAAUGGCUCACGACAGGCACGGUUCGUCUGCCGCCAUAACCCCCGAAGAAAACAGUUUGUUUGUUGACAUACUGCAUGAAGCUCCUUUAUAUGGUCAUAGGAAGCCUACGAGAAUCCUUGGGAGUAUUUUAUACUGCAUCCUAUUGGCAGGUUAUGCUAUCGUUGCUGUAGCAGCUCCAUGGAUAUUUCUCCCCAUAGAGAGAUUGAUCCCGUCAUUGCUUUGCAGUUGCAAUGCUCUUCUUUUGAUAAUCACAGGCAUCUUUCAACAAUAUCUUGUUUACCAAGUCCAGAAAGUGCGUUUGCAGGGUUACUAUAUUUUCAGCCAGAGGUUGAAGCGCGUUACUCGUCUUCCUUUUGCCACUGUUUCUUAUGGAACUGCUGCAAUGCUACUUGUGAUGGUCUGGCAACCCCACUUCAAUAUUCUCUCUCUUUCUGCAUUGCUGAGGAUAAUCAUGUUUGUUGAAGUCGUAUGUGCUGGAUCUUUUAUAAGUGUCUAUAUCGGGAAUAUACAUCAAUACAACUCAUUGAACUCUCAGCCUGAUGUUUUGAAGUCGUUAUAUUCUGCACUUCAACCAUCAAGCUCUUUGGAAGAGCUAAGGUAUCAUGAUGGUGGCCGACUAUCUGAUCAGCAAAUGGCUUUGUUGCAGUAUCAGCGGGAAAAUCUCCAUUACUUGAGUGAGGAGAUUCUUCGAUUGCAAGAAUGCUUGAUCAAAUAUGAGCGCUCUGAUGAUGGAAGCACACCCCAGGUUGAUCUUGUCCAUCUUUUAGCAGCUCGUGAUCAAGAAUUACGUGCCUUAUCUGCUGAGAUGAAUCAAGUGCAGUCAGAGCUACGUCUUGCUCGUAAUUUGAUUGCUGAACGGGAUUCUGAGAUCCAGCGGAUUCGCACGACCAAUAAUCAGUAUGUUGAAGAGAAUGAAAGACUCAGAGCUAUAUUAGGGGAAUGGAGUGCUCGUGCUGCAAAGCUUGAACGGGCUUUGGAGACAGAAAGGAUGUCAAAUUUGGAAUUGCAAAAGAAGCUAUCGAAACUGAGAAACCAACCAGCGGAAUUAACUAAAGACCAUGGAACUUGAAUUGCUGACAUUUGACCUUCGAAGCUGACUUCAUCCAUUGCUUCUCUGUACAAUUCUCUUAUGUUCCUUCUUUUCUUUUUGUUCAUAUUUUUACAGAGCAGUAGAAUAUCUGAUGUACAGUUAGCUUUAGGUUGUAACUGCAUUUUCUUUGAAAAAAAUCAGUGAAAAGCACCUACUAUAGGCCUGAUGGAAAAUCCAUUUGUUGGACCGGAUCUCUGAUCCAUUUGCCACUUUAAUGGCUUAACUUUUGGGUGGACUAUGAUUAAAAGGGUAUGGAUGGGGACCGGCAUGGUCUAUUUGGGAAACGAUUCUCUUACACACACUAAAUGACGUUGCUGAGCUCCUUUGUAUGAAACAUUUUUUCACAUCUGAUUGGUGCAUUCUCCUAUAUUGCCUGCUUAAA